AUGAUUAACAACAAUGAUGUUCACUGUUGGAUCCCCUCAUCUACCACUGAUUCCUCACUCCUCUCCAUCGGGAGCCUGGAGGGAGAUGUUGUGUCGUUCGAGGAUAAAUUCAAAGCCAACCUGGAGCGAGGGAACGCAGAACUGGAGAAAAGACGUCAGACGCUGCUGGAGGCGGAGAGGAGGGAGAGGGAGCGUCGUGCUCAGAAGGAGAGAGAGGAGCAAGAGAUGAGAGAGAGGGAGGCUCAGGAGGCUGAGGAGAGGAGGAGGAAAGAGGAGGAGAGGAGGCUGGAGAGGCAAAGGGAGCUGGAGAGGCAGAAAGAGGAAGAGCGACAGAGAGAGAUCGAAAGAAAGGAGGCUGCACAGCGGGAGCUCGAGCGCCAGAGGAAGGAGGAGUGGGAGAGGAGGCAGAGAGGAGAGCUCAAGAUAAAGAAGGAGCAGGAGAGGGACGAUAUCAACAGACUGAGAGCUAAGAAAAAGAGUCUUGAGAUGGAGCUGGAGGCUGUGGGCAACAAACAUCGUCAGAUCUCAGACCGGCUGCGUGACUUUCACAACAAAAAGAAGCUUCAGAAGACGGAGCUGGAUCUGACCAAUCAGAGGAAAGAGACACGCCAGCAGGACAUUAGCAUGCUGCAGAAAGAGUUGGAGGAGUUCCAGAGGAAGUUGUCCCAGCUGAAUCCAGAGCAGAGGAGACUGACUGAGAAACUCAGAAACAUGUCCUUGAACAACCUGCCUGCGUCGACCGUAUCAGUGCUGACUGGGGGUGUUAUGGAGAAAAAAGGGAUGUGUUUGAAAAUGCGAGAGCAGCUUGGAGUUCUGGAGAAAGAGACGGCUGCCAAACUGUCUGAGAUGGAUCAGUACAACAAAGAUAUGCAGGAACUGAGAGACAGCCAGAGAAAACAGCAGGCAGCACUUGAGAAGCUACGGAGCGUCAAAGAGGACAAACGGCGUGAACUGAGUCGAAGGAAGGAAGAGGAGGAGGCGAGGAAGAGGAGAGAAGAAGAGAAUAAACAACAGGAGGAGGAAAGAAGGCAGAGGGAGGAGGAGGAAGCUCAGAGGCGAAUUAAGGUGGAAAAAGAGCGCCAAUGGCAGGAGAAGCUGAAGAAGGACGAAGAGGAGCGUCAGAGGGGGAUUCAGGAGGAGAAGGAGGCCAAACAGAGGGAGGAGGAGCAGAGAGAGAGACAGGCCAUCAUCCAGGCCGCCAAGGAGCAGGCCGAACGAGAGCUCAGAGCAAAGGAAGAGGCCGAAAGAAAGAGACGAGAGGUGGAGGAGAGGAGGAAGAGAGAGGAAGAGGAGCGGAUUAAGCAAUCGGAAAGAAGGAGGCAGGACGAGGAGAGGAGGAAGCUAGAGGAGGAGAGGAGGCUGUUAGAGGAAGAAAGGAGGAAACUGGAGGAGGAGAAGAGGCAAGAGGAGAAAAGACGUAAAGAAGAGGAGGAGCGACGCCAGAGGGAGGAAGAGAGGAAGCGCUUAGAUGAGGAGAGGAGAGAGGAGGAUAGGAGACGAGAGAAGGAUGAAGAGGAGAGGAGGAGACAGAGAGCUGCUGUGGCCGCCGUCCGAGAUGCUGAGGAGAGCAGGAAGAGAGAGGACGAGGAGAGGAGGAAGAGAGAGGACGAGGAGAGGAGGAAGAGAGAGGACGACAGGAGGAGGCUUCAGCAGCAAGAGGAGGAAAGGAGGAAGCGAAGAGGAAGGAGGAGGUGUCUCGUCAGCAGCAAGCGAGCGGAGGAGGAGGAAACUGACAUUCAGGAGAAACUGACGGCUCUGCUGAGAGGACUGGAGGAGAGGAAGGGAGGACAGCCCAGAGCCACACAUCACAGGAAGUCAGCGGCGCUAACAUCCUUCAAAGCUCUGUACCCGUUCACUGCCCGAAACAACGAAGAGCUUAACUUCAAUUCGGAAGAUAUCAUCGAGGUGGAUGAGACAACGGAGCGGGAGGAGGGCUGGCUGUUCGGCAGCAGACAGGGGAAGAUGGGCUGGUUCCCAGAGAGCUACGUGGAGAGGGCGUCCCCAUCGGACGCAGCUAACAACGUGGCGGCUGCGGCCCCUGCCCCUAAAUUGGCGCUCCAGUCUCAACUCUCCAAUGCGCUAGAGGCUGUCAAGGCAGCGGGAACAAAGUCUGCCUUCACACCAACACACUCACCGAACCCUGCGCCCUCUGACACACAAGGACAGCUGGUGGUGGGGAACCUGCUGGCCCAGGCUCUGUGUUCGUGGACAGCAAAGACAGAAAGCCAUCUGAACUUCAACAAGGACGAUGUGAUCCAGGUGUUGGAGCAGCAGGAGAACUGGUGGCUGGGAGAGCUGAACAGUGAGCGGGGCUGGUUCCCUAAAUCAUACGUGACCCUGCUGGGAGAAGAAGAGAGCUCAGAGCCUAAACUGCUGCACCAGUCCUGCUACCCUUCUGAGGUCAUGAGACAGGAAGAAAAGAUCCGUCUCUUACUGGUGGGUCCAUAUGAUGUCACUCUGACCCUGAUCGCCUACUGGCAGAUCCAGAUGACAUCAGAAGAGGUUUUCCAAAAGCCUAUGUUAGAGUCAGGCAGGCUGAAUGAGGCUGAGAUGGCCAUGAUCUUCGUCAACUGGAAAGAACUGCUGGCCUGCAACACUAAACUUCUCAAGGCGCUGCGUGUGCGUAAGAAGACUGGCGGGGACAACAUGCCGGUGCAGAUGAUCGGAGACAUCCUGGCCGCGGAGCUGUCCCACAUGCAGCCCUACAUCCGCUUCUGCUCCUGCCAGAUCAACGGAGCAACGCUGCUGCAGACACGCAUCGACAGCGAGCCGAACUUCAAGGACUUCCUCAAGAAAAUUGCCACAGACUACAGGUGUAAAGGCAUGCCGCUGUCCAGCUUCCUGCUGAAACCCAUGCAGAGGAUCACACGCUACCCACUGCACAUCAAAAACAUCCUGGAGAGCACCACAGAGUGCCACUCUGACCGAGGACCUCUCAAAGAGGCUCUGGAGAGGGCGGAGGAGCUCUGUCAACAGGUAAAUGAGGGCGUGAGAGAAAAGGAAAACUCGGACAGACUGGAAUGGAUUCAGAACCACGUACAGUGUGACGGUGCUGCAGAGAACCUCGUCUUUAACUCGCUCACUAACUGUUUGGGCCCCAGGAAACUGCUCCACAGCGGCAAGAUGAACAAGGUGAAGAGCAACAAGGAACUUUGGGCUUUCCUCUUUAACGACUUUCUGCUUUUGACUCACGCGGCUAAGCAGUUCACAUCGUCUGGGCCGGAUAAACUGUUCAGCAACAAGAACAACGUACAGCUCAAGAUGUACAAGCCGCCUGUGCUGCUAAAUGAAGUUCUGGUGAAGCUGCCGGACCCCUCCAGCGACGAGCCCACCUUCCACAUCUCACACAUCGACAAAGUCUAUAUACUCAGGACGGACAAUAUCAAUGAACGGUAG
Notothenia coriiceps (black rockcod) is the source of this 3396-nucleotide messenger RNA. RefSeq names its product intersectin-2-like. The record is from RefSeq and is a predicted model, not a curated record. Bases 1 to 3396 code for a protein of 1131 amino acids. Gene Ontology annotation, biological process: positive regulation of Rho protein signal transduction; intracellular signal transduction. The transcript has 22 exons. Lineage: Eukaryota; Metazoa; Chordata; Actinopteri; Perciformes; Nototheniidae. Gene Ontology annotation, molecular function: guanyl-nucleotide exchange factor activity; protein binding.